CUAUUCCACCCCAAUACUAAUCAAGAUAGACUUUCUUAACGAUGUCAACUGGAUAGACAAAUUCAUCCUCAGAUUACACCUAAAAUACCAAUACCAACCCAAUAGGAGCCAGAAAGGCAAAGAUCUCUCAACUUGUGAAUGCCUAGAUAUUGAUACUAACCUUCCAAAACGCAAACAACCGUCUAACAGCCCCACAAAGGUUUAUGUUACAGGCUGUACUGAAUACCUUCAACCCAAUUCUUUUGAUGAGGAUGGCAGGCUCUUAAACACUUCAUUACAGGUGUCCGAUGACAUUUUAGUAUUUUCAUGA
This is a messenger RNA of Nematocida homosporus, 310 nucleotides long. RefSeq lists its product as uncharacterized. The record is from RefSeq and is a predicted model, not a curated record. Lineage: Eukaryota; Fungi; Microsporidia. The annotation marks the transcript as partial. The transcript has a single exon.